Molecule: messenger RNA, 408 nt
Organism: Clonostachys byssicola
Lineage: Eukaryota; Fungi; Ascomycota; Sordariomycetes; Hypocreales; Bionectriaceae
Source: the annotation of a GenBank genome assembly
AUGGGCCUGGUCGGGCAGCAUCAGCUCCGCAAGCAUGUUCUCGUCGCCGGUGAUUGCGACGGGGUACUGAUGCUCCAUGACCGGCCCGCGGUCAAUGUCAAAGGACGCAACCAGAAUAUAUUCCACAUGGUUCUCGGUGGCCCCACGGGGGUAUUCUUUCGAGAGGUGCCUGCAUCCGACCGCAAUGGCGCAGAGAGCGACGAGUGCUGGGAGGAUGGGUUCGCUGGGGAGGACGAAUUGAGCUUCUGGCUGAGCUCCGAUGUGAGGUCCGACUCAUGGAUUGGCGGCUGUGGGGACUUUGGCGGGCGCGACAUCUGUGAGGGCGAGCGUGAGGGCGGGAAUGAGGACAGCGAGGUUCGUCGGGUGGUCGAAGGGGGGGCUCCAGAACCAUUGGAGCCGCUGAGCUGA